AUGAAGAAACACAGCCCCAAGAAGAAAAGAGCGGUUCUGAAUAAACACAAUUCUGCUGUUCCAGUUACCCCAUCGAACACUCUGGCUAAGACGGUUGCCAAUCCUUUCUUGAAGUCGCCAUUAUAUGACCUCUUGCGUGUCUUUGAAAGAGCGCCUGAUCAAUGGGCUGCUCGAUACAUUUUGAUAUUGACAGCAGUUAUGUUGCGGAGUGCUGUUGGCUUAGGCCCAUAUUCUGGCCAGGGUGAAAAACCAAUAAACGGAGACUUUGAAGCUCAGAGACAUUGGAUGGAAAUUACCUCGCAUCUUCCGGUUGAUCAAUGGUACUUUUAUGACUUACAAUACUGGGGUUUGGAUUAUCCACCUUUAACUGCCUAUCAUCUGUGGAUUUUCGGGAAAAUAGGAGGGUUCAUCAAUAGUGAUUGGUUUGAGUUGGUCAAGUCGAGAGGGAUAGAAAACUCGGGUAUUAAAACUUUCAUGAGAUUUUCCAGCUUAAUUAGCGAUUUGUUGAUAUACAUUCCAGCUGUUCUCCAUCUCACAUCCAUUUUAAGCAGACACUUAAAAUUGGGUAGGAUGCAUCAAAUUGUCGUUCUUACGUUAAUCUUAUCUCAACCACCGCUCAUUUUGAUAGACCAUGGUCAUUUCCAGUAUAACUCAGUCAUGUUGGGCUUCUUCUUAUUGUCUGUGGCUGAACUCUUGAAUGGAAGUCUCGUUUUUGCAUCUAUAUGGUUUAUGAGCUCUGUGUUGUUCAAGCAGAUGGCACUUUACUACAGUCCCUUUAUUUUCUUUAUCAUAUUGGCUAGACUAUUCACACCAUCGACAACAAUUCCCAAAACCCUCACUUCUUUUAAAUUUGGAAAUUUACUCGCUGUUGGUCUCAGCGUCUUUCUCACAACUGUGGCCUCAGUUUCACCUUUCAUCCUCACUUCUCUGACAUGGACUGAUGCAUGUGUUUUGCUCAAACAGAUAUUAGUUAGGAUGUUUCCGUUUGAGAGAGGCCUCUUUGAAGAUAAAGUGGCUAAUUUCUGGUGCACUACGAAUCUCGUUGUGAAGUACAAUAAACUUUUCACUAAUUCCCAACUCAAAACUGCCUCCCUCGUGUUAACGCUUACGUUCGCAUUACCACCAUGUCUUUUAUGUUUCAAAAAACAGUUGAUCCAAAAGUCAACAUCUCCCGCUUUAGUUCUUUAUGGCUUUAGUGCAUGUGCAUGGGCUUUCUAUCUUUUUCUGUUUCAAGUCCACGAGAAAACAGUGUUGGUACCAUUGAUUCCAUCGACGUUUUUAUUGGUCACUAAAGAUCGUGAUACCAUUUCAAUAAUACAUUGGAUUAACAACAUCAGUACGUUCAGCUUAUUUCCUCUUUUGAAAAAGGACGGUUUAGUUUUACAGUAUGGUGUUACCUCUCUAUUGAUUAAUUGGUUGAUUGGUGGAUUCACUCUAAAAAGAAAGAACAACCUUUUGUGGCCGCACAAUCUGUCUAUUUGCUUGAAACUUAUAAUUGGACUUUCCUACUUAGCGAUCAUCGUUUUUCACAUAAUUGACUAUUCCAUUCCAGCUCCAGUUAGAUACCCCGACCUAUGGGUUAUUGCUAAUACGACUAUCUCCUUUGGGUGCUUCGGUACAUUCUAUUUGUGGCUUCUUCAUAAAGUGUAUUAUCUUUAA
Clavispora lusitaniae ATCC 42720 is the source of this 1659-nucleotide messenger RNA. It is a transcript of the gene ALG6, whose product is annotated as dolichyl-P-Glc:Man(9)GlcNAc(2)-PP-dolichol alpha-1,3-glucosyltransferase. The record is from RefSeq and is a predicted model, not a curated record. Gene Ontology annotation, molecular function: dolichyl pyrophosphate Man9GlcNAc2 alpha-1,3-glucosyltransferase activity. Gene Ontology annotation, cellular component: endoplasmic reticulum membrane. Gene Ontology annotation, biological process: protein N-linked glycosylation. NCBI's taxonomy places the organism in Eukaryota, Fungi, Ascomycota, Pichiomycetes, Serinales, Metschnikowiaceae.